ACAAAUUAUUGUUUUGCAUUUUGAAAAAAAAAUUCGUUCACAUUUUUUGCAAUUUCUGUUGUUUUUUGUUAGCUUGAACUGGGCAGAUUGUGCAGUCUGUGUAUUCAAUUGAUAAAGGAAUAGUUUUGCGUUAAAAUGAGUGAACGACUGAAGGCAAUGAAAGAAAAGUCGAAGCUCAGAAGACAGCUUCUAGCACCCAUAGUAAGUAUUUUCAGAAGACACUGUCAACCACGUGUCUGCGUUUGUAUAGUUUGUCCAGAUUACAUAAAGCAUGUGAUUUUGUUGUAAGCUGCUGCGGUUUGUGUCUGAACAAUCUGAACUACUUGAAAACGUCAAUUUUUUGAGAAGAAACCUUUCUUUAUAAAGCAUUUGUAAUAGAACUUUCUCAAAUCUCAAGUAGUUGAAAGUCGAAUAGCAUGUUACGCACAGAUGUUUUCAAUUGUUGAUCCUGUUAUUGUUAUGAAUUAUCAAUUGCCAAAGCUCAAACAUUCAUUGAAAACUAUGCUUAUCAAAUAUUGAAGUUUGUUCGAGAAUUGGUAAUUUGACAACUAUGAAGCUGUCACAAGAUUCUUCAUGACAUUCAUCACAACAUUCGCAAGAACCGAUGUUUUUUGAACGCCGAUUCAACCUCAAUGUUGUUCUGGACAGAAAAACGGGAAAAAUGUGAGAAUAGCUGUUUGAAACUCACUAAUAUUGAAGCCAAAUAGUACCUUGUCAAAAUCAUGACGGUAGUUCAAUGCCCGACACUGGACAUUUUGUGCCUGACAAAAAAUAUUAUCGCAAUAUAUAACGCAAUAUAGUUUUCCGUGGUCAUUGAAAUAAAAGAAUGGCGCCAAUGAAAAACUUAGGACAUUAUGUCUGUCACGUGACCGGCCGCUUAUUUUCAAGCUUGUUUUCAAACAUGAAAAACUUCAGAAAAUAGUACACAAUUGACUAAGUAAUUGAAAUCUGGCACCAAACUAGGGGUCAUUGUCGCCAUUUAUAGUUGCUAUUCUCUUUGACAUAUUUUUUUUCGAUGUAUCGAAAAAAUAUCGAUAUUUGAAAAAUACCUGUACCCAGUAUGAGCCUUUCUCACACCGCCCUUUUUGGGAUACUGUAAUUUUUUGUAAACGAUUUCAACAAUGUGAAAAGCAAUAUUUCAGAACAAACUAACUAUUUACAGAGUAAAUUUACCAUCAUCGUACUGUAGAUGCCAAGGUCGUGUUUUGUCCAUCUGUGAGAUGAACACACCUCAGUAACUGUAGGGGGGUCCGGCGGCAUCCCCCUGAAAAAUGUUUGAAAUUUGGGUCUCGGAAACAGCAUUUCAAUUGUUCUGAGAAUAUAUUUGGGAGUUAUUUUUGUUUCUCGAAAACAAGAUUUUAGAGGUACAUUUUGUGUUAAGGCACAAUGCACAUUUUAUGCGCAUUUGAUCAUAUACUAUAACAUGUUAAUUUGCGCGAAAUAAAUAUUAAAUAUUAUUAUUAUUAUUAUUAUUACAAUGUUUAACAAGUAAUAAUGCAUGUGAAAACAUGUGCAACUACUAAAUACAUCAAACUUUAAGCGGUAUAAUUGAUAGCUUGAUGCAAUAGCGAUUAUUAACAAAUGCACUCAGGUUACAUCCUGAAGUAAUUUUACAGUCUGAUGUUUAUUGAUAGCUUUGAUAUACCAAAAGAAAUUAGUUCAAACAUUUUACAUUAUUUCUCUACAUUUUAGCUUCUCAGCUAAUUAACUUUCUGCUUAUGCGUGAGAUAGUCAAACUGAAGCGUGUGAGCGUGAGAAAUGAUGCUGAGGCGUGUGUCACACGCUCAAUGUGUGAGACUCGGCAUCUAUGCAUCAUACACCCACAAAAUUAUAAAAUGUUGCCGUUACGGGGUGUUACGCUCGCAGGAUUGGCAAAAAAGUACCGUACCCCUAAAAUGGCGGUGUCAGAAAGGCUAAUUUAUCGAUACAUCACAACAGCCUUGAACACACUGUACCAUUCACACCACCAUCCUCUAUUAUAUCUCCCUAGCUUGGUGCAAGCGAUGCUGACACUAUUGGUCAUGUUUUGGGAAACAAACCAGAGACGAUUAAAUCCGACAUGAAACAAAAAGAUCAGUCUAAACUUCUCGAGAAGAAAUCAAAAGAAGAAUCAUCCUCGUCCAAGAGAAAAGCUGUUGAAUUAUUUGAACUUCCUGGUAUAGAGACGGAAACCCCACCCAAAGUGAGGAGAAAUAAAAGAUGCUUAUAAAACCAGGUUUCCAUAUCGUCGUAAAAAUAAAGUUGCUUUCUUUCUCAACGGCCAGUUCAUAAUAGUUUAUACCUGUAAACCACAUAUAAAUCAUAAGUAUUCUCUAGUUAUCAUGAUUUUUGUGUGUUGGUGUAAUGUACUCAGGUGAAUAUGAUGCUUGUGAUGUUACUCUGAGUGCAUAUCCACACCGGGCAAGCUUGAAAACCGUGGUCAUGCAGGCAUAUUUUUCAAGCUUGCCCGGUGUGGAUAUACACUCAGAGUUAAACAUCACAAGCAUCAUAUUCACCUGAUUACAUUACACCAACACACAAAAAUCAUGAUUAUUAUUAGAUAACAUUGAUAUCGAAGGAACUAGAUUCAGCGACCAGACUGCGUAGCUCAGUUGGCAGAGCAUUGGGCUAGUAUUCCAAAGGUCCUAGGUUCGUUUCCCACCGUGGUCAGGCAUAUUUUUUAUUAGCUUGCCCGGUGUGGAUAUACACUCAAAGUAAAAUCACAAGCUCAUAUUCUCAAGUUAUAAGCCCGCCCGAUACCAAAAAAAUAUUAUGUCAUAAAGUUCCCAUAAUAGCGAACGUAAGCAAGGCUUCAUCUAGUAUUCAAAUAGCCUUGAAUUUUACACUUUAUAAUUAUAAAGAAUUACCAUUACUAAGAAGUCAACAGGUCAGAUGAAACUGCAACAAGGACAGCUAAUAAUAUCAUUAAAUACAAGAAAAUGUGCAGAAAUGAACGAUUAAAAUCCCACAGACGUUUUAGACAUUGCCAUCACUCUGUUUACAACAGCAAAACAAAGAUCAUCAUGUCUUGUAUACAACAUAUGCAUUUCAAGCUGGGGCACCCUAGAACUUUUUUCAUUAGACAGAGUAAUCUAAUAAAGUUGGGCAGGGUCUUAGCUAGGAUUUUAAAUCUGGGGCGUGUUUCUAAUGACCAAGGUGUGCACAUGUCAAUUGUAACCUUGAAUAGCCAAAUCACGGUUCUAGUUAUGCUCGCCAACAAAUAAAUGCCUGUGGUUGUUCUAUGCUUUGCAACCAAAUACAAGGCAAGCAUACGCUCAUAUUGCGCACUGACAUUAAAAUAUUAAGUUAACUUAUUUCAACAACUAUUGGAGGUAUUUAAAACCAUUUUAAUGCCAUGCAGUUCCCAUUAUCCAUCAAAACAUUAAAAUAUCACAGAUCACUUUUGCCAAUUCAACAACAACAGUAGAUUUUACAAACUUUCUUACAACGUAAAUAGGAAGAAAUUCUGUCUGUUGUAAGUAGCACCACCUUAUUUUAUGAACAUACACAGCCUUAAAUAAAUAGUGAAGCCGCAUUCAUUUUAUCUAGCCAUGUUUUUCCACUUUUGCCCGCGAUAACACGGCCAGCACGGCCCUCUAGCUAAGACCCUGAAGUAGGAUGCAUCUGGGUGCAUUGCCACUUAAAUGGUUAACAGUUUGAAUGGGCAGAUAAUCUGAUUAACCCAUUGAGUGGUAGCUAGCACCCUCCCCCUAACAAGUAAAAUUGUCUGGCAUCAGACAGAGUAAUGUAGUAAAAUAGGGUGCACAGGGCAGGAAAAAAGAAUUUUCUUCCUGGGAGCACAACCCGGAGACAAAAAUUUCCGGCAGACCAACGGAGUAUUUUUGUGCUAAAUCUGCAUGUGCAUAAACAUGUAUUGUUCUAGCUGACUAUGGUUUUAAAUUCAAGGAAUAAUGUCAGUGUGUUGCACCCAUAGUUGGACAUGGGUAUUAAGGUUUCCUUCAAAUUUUCAAUAGCAAAUCUUCAUUCCAUUCCUGCAGCUGUUUAACAUUUCCUACCUAGGCGAGCGCCUAUUUUUUCACCCCUCAGGGUGCAUCUGGGUGCAUUGACACUUAAAGGGUUAAUGUCGCUAAUAUGUUGGGGGGGGGGGUGUUAAAAAAUGCUAAAACAAUAUGAUAAUCAUAUGACGACCAAAAUAUUACAAAAUCAAUGCAUCAAAAUAUUCUCAGACCCUACCUAUAACACAUUAUCCUAGCAAUAAUCUUUCACACAAGAUCUACAUCCUCUCCUUAAGUCCUAGUGCAGCCUAAAUUCAUCCUUAAUUACCCUUAAAUUUUUGCCACAAUUCAGGUUGUCAAAUCAGAAGAAAAACCGCCGCCAAAGAAGAAACCUAAGACUGAGGUAAUGUAACAAUUUUUGUCGGCCAGUCAGCACACAACAUUGGAUAAUAUGGCCUGCCAGACUUUCAUUGGAAUUUUACCAAUUGGGUUUUGCAUUAAAAAAACAUUGAUGAUUUUUCAGUAUACUGAUGAGGAGGACGAUUAUUCUGAAGGAGAAUUUGAAGAGAUGCAAGAAGCAUUUUACAAAGACUCGAGCACAUUUUUGAAGG
Messenger RNA from Paramuricea clavata, 4546 nucleotides. The record is from the annotation of a GenBank genome assembly. NCBI's taxonomy places the organism in Eukaryota, Metazoa, Cnidaria, Anthozoa, Malacalcyonacea, Plexauridae.